Molecule: messenger RNA, 1396 nt
Organism: Paecilomyces variotii
Lineage: Eukaryota; Fungi; Ascomycota; Eurotiomycetes; Eurotiales; Thermoascaceae
Exons: 3
Coding region: 170-1081 (303 amino acids)
Molecular function (GO): nucleic acid binding
Source: RefSeq, a predicted model, not a curated record
AAGUCUUAGUCAUCACACCUAUCUCCGCAUGGUUAUUUUCUUCAAGUCGCUAGAAUAUCUCAACGCCAACCACGGGUUGAUUAACGGGUUGACGAGGGGAUUCUUAUAACAGAACGGGCCUUUUAAAGAUACAGAUUAUCUCGUCUGUUCCAAUCCCAAGUGGCCCAAAAUGGGUCUCGCAGGCCCUCGAAAGAGGACCAAGAUCUCUCAUGACCCAAACAAUACGAAUUGGGCACGUUCGACUAGUGGCUUUGGCCACAAAAUCAUGAGCUCGCAGGGGUGGACUCCUGGCAGUCUCCUCGGCGCUCGCGAUGCUGCGCAUGCUGAUCAUUUCACCGCAGGCAGUGCCUCUCAUAUCCGGGUCUCUCUGAAGGAUGAUACUCUCGGAUUAGGCGCGAGACCGAAGCGCGAUUUAAUUGACGGCCCGACCGGAUUGGACGCUUUUCAGGGCCUGCUGGGUCGACUCAACGGCAAAACAGAUGCGGAGCUGGAGAAGGAACAGCGAAAGCGUGACGACGUCAAACUCGCUAUCUAUACUGCAAGAAAAUGGCAGGCAGUUAGAUUCGUCAGUGGCGGUUUGCUCGUCCCUGAGAAGAUGGAGGCGCUUCCCAACAAGACUCGAGAGGAGCCCGAUAAGCAAGGGCCUAGCGCUGCAGACUCUGCUGAGGAAUCACAGCCGGAGUCAGAAUCGGAAAAGGAAAAGUCUAAGAAGUCUAAGAAAUCUAAGAAAUCCAAAAAGUCCAAGAAGGGUGAUUCCGACGUCAAGCCAGAUGCAGACAGUCGGUCGUCUUCCAAGAGCAAGCGCAAAGAGUCUAAGAAACGGAAACACGGUGGUGGAAGCGAUCAAUCCGAUGAUAAUCAAGAAGGCGACGAAGAACAAAAGGCAGUCCCCAAGCCUUCCAAGUCGAAGGAUGCAGAGACCAAUGGGUCCCAGACUUCUUCAAGAUCUGAAACGCCCGCGACCUCGAGGGAGCGCAUUCCUAUGGGAAGGCAUAUUUUCCGAAGCAGACAUAUCCAGCAAAAGAAAAAGGCACUUAUGGACGAUAAAUCGCUCAAUGAGAUAUUUAUGAUCAAAUCCUGAACACCUGAUCUAAUCACGGACAUACCGACCUACUAUAGACGAAUCAAUCUUCGUCACAGCAUUUCCAGCGGCAGGCCGCUGGAUAUACAAUUGAAAUUCGAUACCAAUAGAGCAUCUGCCAUCUUAUCUGAAAAAGUUGUCACAUGGGUUGAUAUCAAAGCCUCUGGCCCCUCACACUCCGCCAUUUGUCUUUGCAGGCUCAGUGAGGAAUUGUAUAGAGUGAUAUUCAAGAGAUUGAAGAAUAAAGGGAGUAGAUACGCGCUACGAGUAGGAGUGUGAAAUCAAUCUAAAUAUAUAUAUAUAUAUAAAUAAUAU